AUGAGCAGCGACUCGUUUCGGGGUGGCCCCUGUAUAAAAUGCGUGCGCAGGUCAGGCUGGUCCAUCAUUGAACGGUUGGACAUCGAGGGCUUAAGCACGACCAACGUGAAGAUGAAUUUCUUUGGCGCCUUCUUUGCGCUCGCCAUCUGCGCGACCUGUGGAUUAACCCAAGCGGAUAUAUCACUCAAGCUCCGGCAGCAGCAGCAACAGCAACAGCAGCAGCAGCAGCAGCCGCUGAUCACCAAGGAGCAGUACUACAAGACGGGCGGCUUCCAGGAGAGCAAUUACGGCAACUCCGGCUACCAAAUCUUUGAGGUGCACAACCACUAUCAGGGCAAGAACCACGCCUAUCUGCCGCCCCACCAGGAGGUACACAUUCAGCAGCAGGCCGUCCGUCAGGGACAGGUUCAGGUCCAAGCUCAGGCUCAGGCUCAGACCCAGGUCCAAAAUGGGGCCCCUCUGGACGACAGCUUGGAUGUGUCUUUCCUGAACUUUGCCGAUCUGGGCCUGCAAUCGCAUGCCCAGGCUGCCCCAGUAGCUCCAUCUGCUGCCCCCGUGGCAGUCUCUGUCUCUGCCCCCGCUCCAGCUCCAGUUCCAGCCCCUGCUUCCCUUUCCGUACCCUUCCCUUCAAGCUAUCAGCAUAACUUCCAGCGUACGCAGCCCCAGGCUGUGGCCCAGUCUUCCUCCUCUGUCUUUGGCGCCCAGCCCUAUCUGCCCCCUACAUCGUCCGCGCCCAUUGUCCAGCCACAGCAGCAGCAACAGCAGCAGCAGUACCCACAAGAGAGCUACGAGGCUCCAGGAUACCUGCCCCCUGUCACCGCCGAGGAAGUUUCAAACCCAGUGACAAACUAUCGGGCACCCGACUAUCUGCCUCCCACAGCCUCCUAUCCGCAACAGCAACAGCAGCAGCAACAGCAACAGCAGCAGCAGCAGGUCUAUAGGGCUCCUGCCUACCUACCACCUGCUACCGGCACAGCUCCAUCCGGCGUCGUAGGUACCUCUGGCACCACCUCAUCCAUCCAGGCCCACAGCACUGCCUCCAGCCAAGUUGACUACAGUGCACCCUCCUAUCUGCCACCUCAGCAGCAGCAACAAGUGCAGCAGCAAGUGCAACAGCAAGUGCAGCAGCAAGUGCAGCAGCAAGUGCAGCAGCAAGUGCAGCAGCAAGUGCAACAGCAAGUGCAACAGCAAGUGCAACAGCAAGUGCAACAGCAAGAAUAUAAUGCACCUGGAUACCUGCCACCUGGCUACGACUUCGAGAAUCCCGAUAGGAUACCACUAUCGCUGAUACAGUCCCAAUCCGUUGCUCCUGUACAGAAUGUUGCUCCAGUUCAGCAAGUGGCUCCGGUCCAGAGUGUGGGUCCCGUUCAGCAAGUUGUAGGCGACUACCGUGCUCCUGACUAUCUACCACCCGGAUACGAUGAGCCCCAGCCUCAGCAGCAGCAGCCACAGACCCAGACGAACAUCAUCUACCAGCAGCAGCAGCAGCAGCAGCAGCAGCAGCAGCAGCAGCCUCAACAGCAGCAACAAGUGUUUGUUGCAUCCAGUCAGGCCAGUGUUGGCCCGAGCCAGCCCGUGGCCCUGCCUGACGGCUAUGACUUCGUGAAGCCCGAGAAUUCAGAGGCAGCCAUUGCCGAGCUCCACAGCCUGCAGACCCAGACGAAAUUACUCAAGCAGCAGCAGCAGUUGCAACUGCAACAGCAGCAGCAGCAACAAUUGCAGCAACAACAAUUGCAGCAGCAACAAUUGCAGCAGGUGCAACAGCAGCAGCAACAACAGCAGCAGCAGAAACAGAUUGUGGUCCAAUCUCAAUUGCAGGUAUCCACGCAGCAGCAGGGAUCCGAUAUUAUCUAUGGCCGACCAAAGUCGCAGCAGCAGCAGCAGCUGGCGACAGGAGGAUACCAGGUGCAGCAACAGUACACUGCUCCCGGCUACCUGCCACCGUCCGGUGCCGCCGUUUCUGUGCAGGCUGCAGCUCCAGUUGCCAUUUCCAUUCCACUGCCUUCUCCUGUACCGGCUCCCGCUCCCGCUCACGCUCCCACGCCUGUUGCCAUUGUCCGUGCAACAUCGUCCGCCACAGCCACUUACCGCACGCAACAGCAGCAGCAGCAGCAGCAGCAGAAACAGUACACAGCUCAAGGCUACUUGCCACCAGUGGCUAUUGCUGCCGCUCCAGCUCCUGUCCCGGCUCCAGCCCCAGCUGCAGCUCCAGCGCCAGUUGCCAUUGUCCAUGCCUCAUCUACAGCCACCGCUUACCGAGGCCACCAGCAACAGCAACAGCAGCAGCAGUACAACGCCCCUGGCUACCUGCCCCCAGUGGCUGUUCGUGCUCCAGUGACACCUGCACUGCCCGCGCCGGCUCCCACCCAGAUAACGCACAUCCAUUCGCUGAGGAGCUACAUGAACACGGUGCAGCCAUUCGCCCGCUACGCUCAGCCAGUGGCUGUCCGCCAGCAGCAUUACCAGCACCGCCAACAGCAGCAGCAGCAGCAGGUGUUCGAGGUGGCUCCCAUGUACCGCGAGCAGUCGAAGCGACCCCGCUUCUAUGCCCCGGCCAUGUCCUAUGUGAGCAACGCCCUGCCUCGUCAGCAGCACCACCUCCACCACCAUUACCAUCGCGUGGUGCAGGCACAGGCACAGUCGCAGGUGCAGGUGCAGCCCCGGCCCCGGCCCCAGGUGGUCACCCAGAAACUGCUGCCAGUCGGACCUGCCCCCACUCUGAGCCUGAAGGCGCAGCAGUCGCUGCAGAGGUUCAUGCCCAAGGAUGUCCAGGUGGCCGUGAACGUGGCCAUGGCCGCGGCCCCCGCUCCCUCUCCCCACCGCGGCAGCUCCCGAGUGCGGACCGUGCAGAUUGUCAAGCCGCAUUCGGUGCGCACCUUCAAGGUACUGGAGACGAUCGACCAGGCUGGCGUCAAGACGAUCAAGAUCCUGGGGGCCACCAACGAGCAGCCCCAGGGGCAUCAUCACGUGGUCAAGGUGGUCACCCAGGAUGCGCACAGCGGCACCGAGAGCCACGUGCAGACGGUGAAGAUCUACGAUGACCUGCAGUCAUAUGCCCAGCCAUCGGGAGCCUUCGGUGGCCUUCGACUGGCGCCUCAGGCGGCACCCAGAAGCAAUGGGUACCUGCCGCCGGUCGGAGGACCCCGUCCCAGGACACGCAUCGUGCGCCAGACAUCAGCCUCAUCCUCAUCCUCAUCCUUCGGCAAGACCCUGCGCCUGUUCCCGGUACCCAGGGGGCUGUGAGGUGCGAAGGUGUCCAGGCCCGAAGGUGGAAUGGAAUGGAGACCAAGGUCGAUCCGCUCUAGCACUGAUUAGUUGUUAAUUUCAUCAUCAACCGCUUAUAUUUUCGUUUUCGUUUAUUGUUAAUGCCAUCGCUGCCUCAUUUCGCAUGCAUUUUUGUUGAAAUUAUUUUGUUUCUCUCGAUUCCCAGCCACAAGCCACAAGCCCUGAGCAUUUCCAAUCCAAAUCCCAAUCCCCAUCGCAAUCGCAAUCAGAGUCAUUUGCAUGCAUAAGCGCAACAGCU
Drosophila miranda is the source of this 3523-nucleotide messenger RNA. RefSeq lists its product as uncharacterized. The transcript has 4 exons. NCBI's taxonomy places the organism in Eukaryota, Metazoa, Arthropoda, Insecta, Diptera, Drosophilidae. Bases 1 to 3243 code for a protein of 1080 amino acids. The record is from RefSeq and is a predicted model, not a curated record.